GGGGAGGCGGCACGGAGCUUGAUUCACCUUCACCUGCGCCGGGCACCCGCUGACCCCGGGUUUCCGCCCGGAGAGCAGUCAGAUAUGAACGGACGGGUGGAUUAUUUAGUCUCCGAGGAAGAGAUCAACCUGACCAGAGGACCCUCGGGGCUGGGCUUCAACAUCGUCGGUGGGACAGAUCAACAGUAUGUCUCCAAUGACAGUGGCAUCUACGUCAGCCGCAUCAAAGAGGAUGGGGCUGCGGCCCGGGAUGGGCGGCUCCAGGAGGGUGAUAAGAUCCUCUCGGUAAAUGGCCAAGACCUGAAGAACCUGUUGCACCAAGAUGCCGUAGACCUCUUCCGUAAUGCAGGAUAUGCCGUGUCCCUGAGAGUGCAGCACAGGUUACCAGUGCAGAAUGGACCUAUAGUUCAUCGAGGCGACGGAGAGCCGAGUGGAGUUCCUGUAGCUGUGGUGCUGCUGCCAGUGUUUGCCCUUACCCUGGUAGCAGUUUGGGCCUUCGUGAGAUACCGAAAGCAGCUCUGAGAUGCCUGUUGUCUUCCAGUGUGUCCGAUGAGCUAACUAUCUCUCUCACUCACCAUCUCGACAUCCUCCCCUAGUCUUCCUUCCCACAUAGCCAACACAUGAUUUAAAGUGACUGCUUAUCACCCGAAACCUUGCUGUUCAAAAUCUCCAAGACUUCACAUUCUAAUGGAAGAGUAAAGAGAUUAUUUGAAGAAAGCUGGGGGUGGGGAGAGCCUUGCUUAGAAUAAAUGAGAAGUUACAUAUUUUACUAGAACUGCCAAUAAAAAUUCAGCUAUCAGCCAAAGAGGAGAAGCUUGCUCUUCCUGUCUCCAUGGACGACACCUUUUGCUUAGCUGGUGUGCUUUGAAGGCUAGCUGUGCUAUGUGAAAGGAGGAGCUGAUUUUUUAAAUACUUUUUCUUGGGAAGUAUUUGUGGCCUUUAAUUUGUAACUAUAUACUUAGAUGCCUAUAUUGGACAUAGGCGAAUGAAUUUUUUUCUUUUCUUAGAAAAGAAAAUACAUAUAUACACUAACACACACACACACACACACACACACAGCAUAAAACUGAUGCCUUAUGGAGAGUUAAAGAGGUGAGAAAACUACUGGUUCUUGGAUUUCUAGUGGACAAGUUUUGGGAACUAGGGGGUCAUAUUCCUUUAUAUAUAAUCAAAACUCAUAUUAAAGAAUGAGUUCUGGAUUGUAAAGAGAACUUACUUUUUCCACUUGUCUGUAAGUCUUUGUCCACAAGUUAAAAACAUACACAGUCCUAAGGGCUGAUCAUAACUGAAACACUUCAAAAAUUAUUGGCAGAGAAGGUAUAACGGGGAUGGAAAAGUUAGCUUUAAAAGAGAAUGCUCAGUCAGUGGCAUUAGGAAAAUAAUGACUGAAGCAAUUAGUUGAAAACUGUAGAACAACUAGUGUUCCAGGGUAGCUACAGUGAUGUGGGAAAUUGUGGCAAAGCAGUUCUUCUCAAGUCAAUUUGUUUAAAAGACUUUGGGGUGUAAAGAUGAGUCCUGACAGUCUCUGAAUGACCUUAGUGACUGUUGUACUAUGUGAAAGGAUCCAUUGGCAUGGAGAUGAGAAGUAGGAGGGCCAAAUAAACCAUCAAGACAACUGAAAAAAGAUCAUACCUCAGGGUGGCACUUGAACCCUCAAAGUGCUCACCAACUUUCAGUUUCUAGUAUCAGGCAAAGCCUAAGGGAAGGGACUGCUUUCCUGGCAGGGUGGACCCCAAAUCAGCCUGCUUCUGAUAGAGUUACGAUGAGAAGGCCCAAAUUGAUGUAGGCUUUCUUUUUGUGUAUUUUUCCCAAAGCUAUAAGCACUAGUUUUGGUUUUAAUAAGGUAAUGGACCAUUUUUUCAGAAAAAGGGGAAGGAAUAAGGUUUGUUUGUUUAUAGAGGGUGCAAGGAAGUUUAGUGAGCAUUUCUGAGGAAAGCCUGAGCACACAGAGUAGAUUAACUAUGCCAGAGAAUAGCCAGGGAUAUUGGGGGGUGGGGGGUAGUGGAGCUGUCCUGUUUAUGUAGCAUCAAAGUUGGUUUUAGAGUACUGAGGAUAGUUGAACCAAGCCUAAUUUUUUUUUUCACUUUAACAAAAUAAUUUCCGUCUUUUCAAUAAAUUGGCCAGACUAUUUUGACCUAAGAUUAUAAAGAGUUUUCCUGACAACCUAGCAGUCACUUAACAGAUGUCGAUUGCACAUUAGUUUUGUCAAGACACCUUUAUAACAAAGGGAAAUGCACACACUUCAUCCAAAAGGACAUUGUGGUUACAGUUAGGAAGAAAACACUUAAGAUGGAAUUAUCCAUGUAAGUGUAAGUUGUUUAUAUUACAGACAACAAAAGAAAAUAGCUCCCAAGCUUUGAGCACUGAAGAUCUCAGAGGAAGGACUCCUUAGGUGCCAAUCGUCUAGCAAGCAUGCAUACAUAGGGGACAAGUUAAGAGUCUUACCGGGUUGAGUAAGAAAAGGAAACUAUUGCCAUGCGAGACAGAGCACGAUGCAGCAAUGUGGAGGAUGAGCAGACAGCUAGCAUGUUGUAAGGAGCUCAGAACGGGAGAGCCUUCCUGCAGUGGCAUCGGGGGAGAAUGCAAAGGAAAGUCUUGAACAGUCCAGUGAGCCUUUGCCUCUGGAUAAACUGUUGAUACAGGGAGACAUUUGCUUUAAACAGUCUUCACAUAACCAAGCCAUUCAGUACUUCUUGAAACUGACUUCAUAACAGGAGUCAUUGUAAGUUCCACAGAAAGCAAGACGUAUGUAUUUCAGUUCUUGUCUUGACCAGCAGCACUCCGGAGGCCCAGUGUCCGGUGCCCUCCUUGUAUCUGAAGCAGGGGUAACAGCUCUGCUGUGGGCCUGUUUCCCUCUAGUAUUUACCUCAAGGCUUGGAAAUGUAUUUUGAAAGACCUUCAGUCAAACGAAGUAAAGCAAAUGUCAAGAAGGAUAAACCACUGUUGUGUGUUGAUGUGUGGUGUAUUGUGAUAUAAAUAAAAAAUAUCGUUGAAGUUUUACUUUGUAAAGAUUCUGGUAACACUUGGGUCUCCUUGGGAAAGAAACAACACUUGACCAAAGCAUUUAAGUUUUAGGCAAAUUCCAUAAUAUUUCACUCUUAGUUAUAAAAUUAUCAUACAUGAGAUGUUGAGGAUCUAUAUAGAUUAUUCAGAUUUUAUAUUCCUUAUAGAUUGACUCAAAUAUUCCUUAAAAGAUUAUAUAUGAUGCUCCUAUGGCAUAAAUUGUAAUGUUUAAUGUUUUGAAAAUUGGUUAUAGGUAUUUUUUAAGUUCCCAUAAAGUGUUUCUUGUAUUUGUCAUUGUGAAUUAUAUGUAAUUCUAAUAGAUAUUGUUUGCUUUAGUCAUUUUUGUCUCCUUUUCCUAUAGUUUCCUGUGUGAGUGAUUCCAUGUAAUUAAUUGGACUGUCUAGCCACAGGCAACAAAUAGAAGUAGUAUUUGUAAUUGCAGCCUGUGCCAGGGACUGUGUUAGACUGAUUAGUAACACUAUGAAUCACCCGAGAUCUUAAGUAUUGCUAUAAAGAGAAGACUGAAGAUGAGAGAGUAAAGUAUUUUCCUGGGAUUAUAUAGUUGGUAAAAAAGAAUCAUGAUUUAAACUCUGGACUUUGGAUAAAAGUAUCAGUAAUUUUCCUCAUUGCUAGCAGUCCUCAUGCAAGGUCUCUGGACUAAAGCGAUGUAUUACCUGCAAAUGCUUGAGUUUCAUCCCAUACUUAUGGCGUGAGGUGAGUGUGGCAGCCAGCAUCUCUGUCCUCCUAGGUAACUGGUUAGUGCUGAACCUCGAGAUUCACCACUGUCAGGAGCUGUCUCUGCUUAGAAUCACCUGGACAGCUGGCUGUCAACCCACGUUAAGUAAGAACAUGUGGGACUAGAAUUCAGUCAACAAUAAAAGCUUUCAUCAGGUGGCUAAAAUGUGCAGACUCUGUUUGUACUGGCAUGUUGGCCAUCACUCACAGAUGCAACUCUAGCCAGAAUCAAGAAUGGGGCAGAUCCAGAGCCCAGCUCGCUGAGCUUCUGCCCCAGAUUUCAGAGGCAGAGUAAGAAGUGGAACAGUGUUUUCCUCCCAGGUGCUCAGGACAGGCUGGUCAACUUCCAGUCACAUAUGCCAUUUAGUAAGUGCUUCGGCCUGUGCAGCCAUUAGUAACCAAAUCAUGGGAUAGUGAAUCUAAAAUACUCUUGGAUAAAAUUUGUAUUAGAAUUAAAAAAAAAUGAGGGUCAGAAAGGUGAACUAACUCCAACUUAGAUGCCCCUCCCCUUUAUUUUGGUCUCAAAUCUGUUUUAAUGUGUCCACAACAUUAAUCAAAAACUGUAUUUUUUUUUUCGGAGCUGGGGACUGAACCCAGGGCCUUGCGCUUGCUAGGCAAGCGCUCUACCACUGAGCUAAAUCCCCAACCCCCAAAACUGUAUUUUAAAAAUCAGUUCACUUUCAUCUUUUUUUCCUUGGGUUUUCAGUAAAGACCAGAAGGACUGACAGACAGCUAGAGAGGUUGUGUAGACAUCCAGAUGGGGAGAGUGCAUUGGACAAUCUGAGAAAUCUAUUCAGGUGCUGCCUAAUUCCAUUAGCUUUAAGUUAGAUACAAGCUGUUUGUAGUAUUUUGGGUUUUAUUGUGCAAAUAAACAAUAGAGGCCUUUAGUCCCAGCGUUAGGAUGCAGAGGCAGAAGAAGGCAGAUCUCUGAGAAGGAAGCCAGAAAUGGAUCUCUGUCUCCCCCUCCCUUCUCUCCCCUCCCCUCCCUCCCUCUGUGUGUGAGUAUAAUCAAUAAGGAUUUUAUCCUACCUACUUUCAAUGGAACGUAUCUUUUUGCAGAUACUGUUUUUUUUCUUCAUUGAUAACUAUCAACACUAGUAGAGAAAAUACAAAGAUAAAAUUUAGUCACUGAGCUGAAAUAGCUUAGCAUCUGAGAGUGGGUGAUCUUUAAUGUAUCUUUUGAACAUCACUGAAGAAGUAAAGUGUUUGAGUUCUUAAGCUCUCUCAAAGUAGAUUCAGGGUUGACUGUUAUCCUAGGCUAAUCCUUCUUUGCUGUUCCUUUUAACUGCAGAACUUUUAUUGAGACCAACCCUCACCUCACAGUGCAGUUAUGAUUUUUUUAAUAAAAGACAAUCUUUUAAAGAAUUUUGCCCAGUGGGCAUGAGAUUCUGAACUGCCAUUAACUCUUGUGUUGAUAACUGUAUAGAGAAUACACAGCACUCGACUACCUGAUGCACUUAAUACAAAGUUUGUCAGAAAGCAUUGCUGAUGAAAAGUCUAGCAUUCUGAAAUGCCAGUGCCUCUAACUAAAUUCCCCUCAUCGUUCCCUCAUUACACGGGAGAAAGGGAGGGGAAGAGGACUAGUAAAGGCUUUCAGUGCAGUUUUGUUACUUGUCAGCAGAGUGAUUUGCAAAAGAACUUCGUAAUGUAUUGACUAGUCACAGGAAAAUGGGAUGAUCCUCUUCAGUGUUGGCAGGUUUGCACGUGAAGACACGGCACUGAGUCCAGUUUUAACGCUGUGUUUCUAAUCCUGCUUGAACAUGAGUUUGUUAUUACUGGAUUCUUGUACACCUUCGAGGCUUUUCAGUUCUUGGAACAUUAUUUUCGUGAAGUACCUUAUGUUGUUUCCUUUCUGCUCUGAUUCUUAUGUCCCCUUGCAUCCCUGUAUGUAAACAGUCACUGUUUCACAGGUUAGAUGCCUGAGAGCUACUUGGAAAUCAAGUAAAAAUCAAUCACAUUUGCUAGGAAUUAUCAUCACCAAUGCAUCAGUGAUCCUGUUUCAAGCUCACUGAUACCAGUGUGUCCAGAUUUGCCUCUUGAACUAUGACAUUCAAUAAAGACCUGUUGAACUUG
Messenger RNA from Rattus norvegicus (Norway rat), 5811 nucleotides. RefSeq names its product synaptojanin 2 binding protein (gene Synj2bp). NCBI's taxonomy places the organism in Eukaryota, Metazoa, Chordata, Mammalia, Rodentia, Muridae. Gene Ontology annotation, cellular component: mitochondrial outer membrane. The coding region runs from base 85 to 522 and encodes 145 amino acids. The transcript has 4 exons. The record is from RefSeq and is marked validated.